CAUCCCCUCGCAGCUCUAUUGCGCAGACCAGCCCGCAUCACGUACCACUUCUGUCGCUUAGAAACGGGGCAUGGUGCAGCAAUCAAAAUGAAUUCUAACGAAGAUGUUAUGAUGGCAACAUCACCCCGCGAGCUUACUCAGAACCCGCUGAAGAAAAUAUGGAUGCCAUGUAAAAACGGGCUGCCUGAAAAGCACAUUUCACAGAGAAGGGUAUGUAUGACCAACUGUCCCACCCUUAUUGUGACAGUUGGCCUCCCAGCCAGAGGUAAGACCUACAUCUCCAAGAAGCUGACCCGCUAUCUCAACUGGAUUGGUGUGCCAACCAAAGAGUUCAACGUGGGUCAGUACAGGAGAGAGUGUGUGAAGAUCUACAAGUCCUUUGAGUUUUUCCGUCCAGACAAUGAAGAGGGGCUGAAGAUCAGGAGGCAGUGUGCACUGACAGCGCUGAAUGAUGUGCGCCAGUACCUGAGUGUGGAGCGGGGCCAGGUGGCGGUGUUUGAUGCCACUAACACCACACGGCAGAGGAGAGGGACCAUCACCAGGUUUGCAGAGCAGAACGGCUUUAAGGUGUUCUUUGUGGAGUCUGUGUGUGAAGACCCUGAUGUCAUUGCGGAGAACAUAGUGCAAGUGAAGCUGGGUAGUCCUGACUACAUAGACUGUAAUACAGAAGAGGUCGUUGAGGAUUUCAUGAAGAGGAUCAAGUGCUAUGAGAACUCUUACCAGCCACUGGAUGAAGUUCUAGACAGGGAUCUGUCCUACAUCAAGAUAAUGGAUGUGGGCCGGAGGUAUCUGGUGAACCAGGUCCAGGACCACAUCCAGAGCCGCAUCGUCUACUACCUGAUGAACAUCCACAUCACACCACGCUCCAUCUACCUGUGUCGCCAUGGAGAGAGUGACCACAACGUCAAGGGACGCAUCGGAGGAGAUUCUGGCCUGUCUGGCAGGGGCAAGGAGUUUGCAAAGUGUCUGGAGAAGUUCAUCCAAGAGCAGAACAUUAAGGAUCUGAAGGUGUGGACCAGCCAGAUGAAGAGGACCAUCCAGACAGCUGAGGCUGUGGCUGUGCCCUACGAGCAGUGGAAGGCUCUCAACGAGAUAGAUGCUGGUGUGUGYGAGGAGAUGAUGUAUGAGGAGAUCCAGGGACAUUUCCCUCAGGAGUUUGCACUGAGAGACCAGGACAAAUACCGCUACCGCUAUCCUAAAGGAGAGUCAUAUGAGGACCUGGUGCAGCGUCUGGAGCCAGUUAUCAUGGAGCUGGAAAGGCAGGAGAAUGUCAUGGUCAUCUGUCACCAGGCUGUCAUGCGCUGCCUGCUCGCUUACUUUCUGGAUAAGAGCGCAGAGGAGCUGCCUUACCUGAAGUGCCCUUUGCACACUGUACUGAAGCUGACCCCUGUGGCUUAUGGCUGUAAAGUAGAGUCUGUCUUUUUGAACGUGGAAGCUGUGAACACCCACAGGGACAGGCCAGAGAAUGUAGACACUUCACGGAUGCCGGAGGAAGCCCUGUUCACAGUCCCCGCCCACCAGUGAUUAGUGACAGUGCCCAAGACUAGAGUGACAUCACUCACCAUGGCGACUUCCUCUACUCAAUCAGCAAUCAAUACAAAUUCCUCUUUUAAUUUUUUCCUUGCAGUGGGAUUGGAAAAAAAGCAUCCGGAUCUUUCAUUGGACAUAUUCCUCGUUCAGGUUCACCAGAUCUUUCUCUUUCCUUCUGUGCAAUGAAAGUCUAGACAACUGGAAUCCAGUUCAAUGGUGAUUCGCCCCACUAUCGGGGUAUGUGUGAGAGUGUGUGCAUGUGAGUGUGUUUUGUAUGUGUGUGAGUGUAUAUGAUCAAGAUAAGGACAAUCUGAUUUGAAACCUAUUUUAAAUACAGGACAUAUGGCUUUUCAUCAAAUUGUAGAGUUGAGCUUUUCUGAAAUCGUGUCUGUCACAGGCAGCCCAAUUCUGGUAUUUUCUACUAAUUGGUCUUUUGACCAAUCAGAUCAACUCUUUUUACAAUAAUUUGGCAAAAGAUCAGAAUUGGGCUGACUGUGCAAACACAGUCUAAGAACCAUAUAUGUUGACAUUGUAUAUUUCUUGUUCUUAGUAUUUUAGUGUUUGUCCACCCCAUUUCAGAGGCUGUGACAUGCACACUCUAAAGCGGGGACACGAAUUGUAGAUUUUACGUCUGGUAUAAAAUCAGGCUGUUCCUAUAAAGGCAGUUUUGCGUAUCUAUCAUUUUCAAUUAAAUUAAUCUUCAUCUAGUUAAAAUCUAAAAAGAUUGACAAGUUUGUUUCCAUGUCGCAUCAGUGAUCUGCUAUAUCUAGAAUGUGUUUAUCUAUUGUUCAAUGUCUACUAGUGAAGGAUACUUUAUCUAAAAUGCCGCUGUAGUUCAGUAGCACAGGAAUAGUUGUUGGCAUCUGUGGUAUCAUAACAAAUCAAUUGAAAUKACUUCUAAUGCCUGUGUAAACGCGUAUAUUUGUAAUGAUCACCAUAAUCAGUUUUCCGUAAUGCUUUGAAUGUCAUUAAAUCGCUCACUGGUUUUAUAUAGUUUUCAGCAUGUUCACCGUGUCUUGUUUGUUCAUUUUGACUUGUUUGUCAACGUGUCAAGAAUAUGAUUCUUUCAAUGUAAAUAUCUACAUCAUCCAAAUGUAAUAAAUAUUUUGAGUUAA
Messenger RNA from Salvelinus sp. IW2-2015, 2645 nucleotides. Its product is annotated as 6-phosphofructo-2-kinase/fructose-2,6-bisphosphatase 4-like. The record is from RefSeq and is a predicted model, not a curated record. NCBI's taxonomy places the organism in Eukaryota, Metazoa, Chordata, Actinopteri, Salmoniformes, Salmonidae. Gene Ontology annotation, cellular component: cytosol. Gene Ontology annotation, biological process: fructose 2,6-bisphosphate metabolic process; fructose metabolic process. Gene Ontology annotation, molecular function: 6-phosphofructo-2-kinase activity; fructose-2,6-bisphosphate 2-phosphatase activity; ATP binding.